AUGGAACUCCAGCUGCUUGACUCAGAUGAGGAUCUGUACAAAGAACCGUUCCAAGCCAGUUAUCCUUCACCGGAGAGCAGCAAUCAAACCACAGCCACGCAUCACUGCGGAGCCGCUCGCGCUCCAUGUGCUCCCCGAAACAUCAUUCCGACGGUUCCCAUCAGAUCCCCAGCCACAUCCCCACCAAGAAGAUCUGUAGACCAAAGGAGCUACAAUCUUAACAACCUAAUCUGCUCUCCACCACGCCGCUCUCACCGAUCAGCCACGGGCAAUCUAACUAGCCGCGGCGUAGCCUCGCUGAGACGGCCGACUCCGCGCUCACUACCCGAGGAUGACAUCAGCAACGGACUGUUGCCCGCCUCCGUUGAUCCCUGA
Molecule: messenger RNA, 375 nt
Organism: Xyrichtys novacula (pearly razorfish)
Lineage: Eukaryota; Metazoa; Chordata; Actinopteri; Labriformes; Labridae
Source: the annotation of a GenBank genome assembly